Eptesicus fuscus (big brown bat) is the source of this 2499-nucleotide messenger RNA. It is a transcript of the gene VEPH1, whose product is annotated as ventricular zone expressed PH domain containing 1. The record is from RefSeq and is a predicted model, not a curated record. Gene Ontology annotation, molecular function: phosphatidylinositol-5-phosphate binding. NCBI's taxonomy places the organism in Eukaryota, Metazoa, Chordata, Mammalia, Chiroptera, Vespertilionidae. The transcript is spliced from 13 exons. Gene Ontology annotation, cellular component: plasma membrane. The coding region runs from base 1 to 2499 and encodes 832 amino acids. Gene Ontology annotation, biological process: regulation of signal transduction.
AUGCAUCACCUGUUCCGACUGGUCUUGGGACAAAAAGAUCUUUCACGGGCCGGCGACCUCUUCUCCUUGGAGGACUCUGAGAUUGAAGACAGCCUGACAGAAGCUUUGGAGCAAAUUAAAAUAAUUAGCUCAUCUUCCGAUUACCAAACCAAUAACAAUGACCAGGCCGUGGUUGAGAUCUGCAUCACAAGAAUCACCACAGCCAUCAGAGAGACAGAGUCCAUUGAAAAGCACGCGAAGGCCCUCGUCGGGCUCUGGGACUCCUGCCUAGAGCACAACCUGAGACCCUCCGGGAAAGACGAAGACACCCCCCAUGCAAAAAUCGCCUCUGAUAUCAUGAGCUGUAUUUUACAGAAUUACAACCGGCCUCCUGUGAUGGCACUAGCUAUCCCCAUUGCAGUGAAAUUCCUCCACAGAAGCAACAAGGAACUGUGCAGGAAUAUGUCCAACUACUUGUCCCUGGCUGCAAUCACCAAGGCGGACCUCCUGGCUGAUCACACAGAAGUUAUAGUGAAGAGCAUACUCCAAGGUAACACCAUGUUGUUGAGGGUGUUACCUGCUGUGUAUGAAAAGCAGCCUCAGCCAAUUAACCGGCACCUGACGGAACUCCUGGCCUUGAUGUCGCAGCUGGAGCAGCCAGAGCAGUACCAUCUCCUGCGGCUUCUGCACGUAGCCGCAAAGAGAAAGCAACCAGAGGUGGUUCAGAAGUGUAUUCCUUUCUUAAUCGGGCAUUUGAAGGACUCAACCCAUAGUGACGUCAUCCUAAACAUCCUCAUAGAGAUCGCAGGCUAUGAACCAGUGGCUUUGAACAGUUUCCUUCCGAUGCUGAGAGAGAUUGGUGAGAGAUUCCCCUACCUCAUUGGACAGAUGGCGAGGAUUUAUGGAGCUGUUGGGCAUGUGGAUGAAGAGAGAGCCAGGAGCUGCCUGCCAUUUCUGGUGAGUCAGCUGGCCAACAUGGAACACUCCUUUCACCAUAUCCUCCUGCUGGAGAUUAAGAGCAUCACAGACACAUUCUCCUCCCUCCUGGGCCCUCAGAGCAGAGACAUCUUCCGCAUGAGCAACAGCUUCACUGCCAUUGCCAAGCUCCUUACCCGACAACUGGAAACCACCAAGCCCCAAAGUGGCAGGAGAAAAACCAGCACUGAAAUUGAAUUCCCUGAGAAGCUAGAGGGAACCAAGCUCACCGCAGCUGAAAAUGAAGACCAGGAAAAGCUUCAUGUUAAAAUACAGGCUUUUGAAGACAAAAUAAAUGCUGAGAUCAAUACCCCUGGAUCUAUCAGAAGAUAUAGUUUGGGCCAAGUUUCCAAGGAAGAAAGAAAAGACAUUAGAUUUAACAGGUCAAAGAGUCUGGCUUUGCACACUGUGCUAACAAAGGGCAUGAGUUCAGAUGAUGGGGAAGUUGUUGAGAGAGGAGAUAUACCAGCCAGCAUCUCCCUUUCAGAAAUAGCCUCACUUGGCCAAGGAAAUAAGUCGCCCUUUAAGGCCGACACUGAUGGAUCACAGCUGGGAAAUUCUUCAGUUUCACACCCAAGCAUUAUACAUAUAGAGUCAGAGAAUCUGCCAGAAACAGUAAAAAAAAACUAUCAGGAAGACACUCCAGAGACGACUGUAAGUCCUGUAGAAUACCAAGAUAAGCUCUACUUGCACUUAAAGAAGAACCUCAGUAAAGUGAAAGCAUACGCCGUGGAAAUCGGAAAGAAGAUUCCAGUCCCUGACCAGUGUACCAUUGAAGAUUCUGUUAGAAGUUGUGUAGCCAAGUUGUUCUUCACCUGCUCCCUGAAGGGCCAUUACUGCCUAUACAGUAAAUCCAGUUUUAUUCUCAUCAGCCAAGAACCUCAACCAUGGAUCCAGAUCAUGUUUCUGUUUCAGCAGAGCCUAUUUCCGGAGCCCCUGUCCAUCCAGAGCCGUUCUGUGCAAUUUCUCAGAUCUCUGUGGGAGAAGACCCAGGUAGAGGGUGCUCACAGCUUCGAAACAGCCAUGCUGGAGUCCACAUUUCCACAGCAGAAGGAUCUGGACCAGGUACAGCUCCAUCUGGAAGAAGUGAGGUUCUUUGACGUGUUUGGCUUCAGCGAAGCAGCAGGAGCAUGGCAAUGCUUCAUGUGCAACAACCCUGAAAAAGCAACCGUUGUAAAUCAAGACGGCCAGCCUCUCAUAGAAGGGAAACUUAAAGAGAAGCAAGUCAGAUGGAAGUUCAUCAAAAGGUGGAAAACCCGUUACUUCACACUGGCUGGAAACCAACUUCUGUUUCAAAAAGGAAAGUCUAAAGACGAUCCUGAUGACUCUCCAAUAGAACUCAGCAAAGUACAGAGCGUGAAGGUUGUGGGCAGGAAACGCAGGGACCGCUCGCUCCCUCGGGCUUUUGAAAUCUUCACAGACAAUAAAACCUAUGUUUUCAAGGCCAAGGAUGAGAAGAACGCAGAAGAGUGGCUCCAGUGCAUCAAUGUGGCAGUUGCCCAAGCAAAAGAGAGAGAAAGUCGAGAGGUAACCACAUAUCUGUAG